Molecule: messenger RNA, 4807 nt
Organism: Oreochromis niloticus (Nile tilapia)
Lineage: Eukaryota; Metazoa; Chordata; Actinopteri; Cichliformes; Cichlidae
Gene: arhgap44a
Product: Rho GTPase activating protein 44a
Exons: 21
Coding region: 282-2738 (818 amino acids)
Biological process (GO): negative regulation of Rac protein signal transduction; neurotransmitter receptor transport, endosome to postsynaptic membrane; modification of dendritic spine
Cellular component (GO): leading edge membrane; intracellular anatomical structure; cytoplasm
Molecular function (GO): protein binding; GTPase activator activity
Source: RefSeq, a predicted model, not a curated record
UGCUGUCGCUCCCUGCCUGUGUGUGUACGCGCGGUGGACUGGUCCAGCAUCCCUGCGCAGGCAAUGGGGCAAAUAUAGAUGUGCAAAAAAUAUACAUAUAUCUAUCAAUUGAAAAUAUGUAAUCGUGGAAUACUUCUUCGGCGCUGGCAGCUUGCGAUGAGGGAAAGGGGGGGAAUGGGAGAUUGGAAUUUGUGCUGCACCUCUGUGGAGGAUGGAGAUAUGUAUUGUGAGAAGUAAUGCGGAAUAUUUCCCCUCGUAGGUGUUAACACAGAAAAUACAAGAUGAAGAAGCAAUUCAAUCGGAUGCGACAGCUCGCCAACCAAACGGUGGGAAGGGCAGAAAAAACAGAGGUGUUGAGCGAAGACCUUCUACAGGUGGAGAAACGCCUAGAUCUGGUCAAGCAAGUGUCACACAGCACUCACAAAAAACUGAAUGCCUGCCUGCAGGGUCAGCAGGGGACUGAUAUGGAGAAGAGAUCUGUAAAGUCACCUUCUAAAAAAUUACCGCUUACCAUCCUGGCACAAUGCAUGGAAGAAGGGGCUGCAGUGUUGGGGGAAGACUCUCUCCUGGGAAAAAUGCUGAAGCUCUGUGGGGAGACAGAGGAGAAGCUGGCCCAGGAACUCAUUCAGUUUGAGUACCAGAUAGAGAGAGAUGUGGUGGAGCCUCUUUAUGUACUUGCGGAGGUGGACAUUCCUAAUAUCCAGAAACAGAGGAAGCACUUAGCUAAACUUGUCCUGGACAUGGACUCAGCACGAACAAGAUAUCAACAGUCAUCCAAGUCAUCCAGUCACCCCAGCACUCUGCAGCCCGGUGCCAAGUCUGAGUCCCUAAGAGAGGAGAUGGAGGAGACAGCCAAUCGGAUGGAGAUUUGCAGAGAUCAGUUGUCAGCAGAUAUGUACAAUUUCAUGGCCAAAGAAAUAGACUAUGCAAACUACUUCCAGACGCUGAUAGAAACGCAGGCAGAAUAUCACAGGAAGUCAUUAGAGAUUCUUCAUAGUGUCCUACCCCAGAUUAAAGCUCACCAAGAGGCGUGGGUGGAGAAGCCGUCGUUUGGCAAGUCCCUGGAGGAACACCUGAGUAUAAGUGGGAGAGAGAUUGCCUUCCCCAUCGAAGCCUGUGUCACCAUGUUGCUAGAGUGCGGCAUGCAAGAGGAGGGCCUCUUUAGAGUGGCUCCAUCAGCCUCCAAGCUCAAGAAGCUGAAAGCGUCUCUGGACUGUGGAGUUCUUGAUGUGCAGGAGUACUCCUCCGAUCCACAUGCCAUCGCAGGGGCCCUGAAAUCAUACCUUCGUGAGCUCCCAGAUCCACUGAUGACCACUGAACUUUAUGAUGAAUGGAUUCAAGCCUCCAACAUUCAAGACAUGGACAAGAGACUACAGGCGCUGAUGGCAACAUGUGAAAAACUCCCCACAGACAACUUAAACAAUUUCAGAUAUUUGAUCAAAUUCUUAGCCAAGCUGAGUGAGUAUCAGGAUGCUAACAAGAUGACUCCUGGUAACAUGGCUAUUGUCCUUGGACCAAACUUGCUCUGGACACACAAUGAACCGAACAUGACAGAGAUGAUGACGACCGUGUCCCUACAGAUUGUUGGCAUCAUCGAACCCAUCAUCCAGCAUGCUGACUGGUUCUUCCCUGGAGAGAUUGAGUUCAACUUGACAGGCAGCUAUGGAAGCCCGAUCCACACCAACCACAACUCCAACUACAGCUCUAUGCCCUCACCAGACAUGGACCAAUCCGAUCGCAAGCAGCAGCACGAUCAGAGCCGACGCCCACUGAGUGUCGCCACUGACAACAUGAUGCUGGAGUUUUACAAGAAAGAUGGGUAUGAUGCCAGCAUUAGGAAGAUACAAAGUAUGGGCGUCAGGGUUAUGGAUACCUCCUGGGUGUCUCGUAAGGGUUCAUCCACCCUGGCGCGUAAGGCUUCCUCCACUCCUCCAGGAAUGCAAGGCCCCGGCUCCCCUGCAGACACACUCAUCCCCGAGCAGCCCGGAGAGCUUGCCAUCUCUCCGUCUGCCACACCUCCACUUGGAGAAAGGGUUUGUUCAUUGAAGAGUAAAGAGCUUUCCCCUGUAAUUGGACACAAAGCCAUCCAGGUCGCAGGUCCGACAGUACCCCCAAGCAGUAGUCCUCAAAGCAGCAGCCAGUCUCCCCACUCCACAGAGCACAGUCCACACACCCUGCGCAAAGGCUCCAAGAAGUUGGCUCCCGUGCCUCCUAAGGUCCCAUACGGCCAGUCUGGAGGGAUGUCUGACCAGUCCACAGGUCAGCCGUCACCAGUCAGCCUGUCCCCUACACCUCCUAGCACCCCUUCCCCUUAUGGACUGGCAUGUCCUCCAGGUCAAGUACCACCGUCCUCCCCUGGGCAGACCCCACUGGGUACACCCCACUCUCUUUCGUCCCCGCCUUCCCUGACGGGGACACUCACCAAGUCGCGGCCUGCCCCUAAGCCCAGGCAGAGACCCAGCCUGCCCCCUCCUCAGCCACCUAUAGCCCCUCCGGGGCUAACUGGCCCACCUGUGGCCCCAGUUCCUCAGCCCAUGGAGCAGGGCCUCCUGGAUGGACUGUCUCCUGGGGAGAGCAUGUCUACAGAUAUCUUCAAUUAUGAAAUCCCCUCCAUCAAUGUCAAUCUGGACAGCCUCAUCGAUGAGUUCAGCGGUGCCCCCUGCAGGAGGUCCAUGGCAGUGACAGAUCCAGAGGGGGAUGGUGUGCCUGAGGAGGAGCCCCAGAGCACCACUCUAUGACCUAUCACCCAUAGGCAUCAUUUUCCAGAACCCCUAUGGCUGUACAUACUCUUUAACUGUCUCCGCCAAGGCCCGAUGGAAACACACUGGCCGCACCAGUGCCAACCAGAAAAUGAACCCUCCCUCACAUCUGCUACAGGCUGCAAACAAACUGAACUUUUCCAACUGCUUGCUAGUAAAUUAGUGUGACUACUACUACCAAAAGAAAAAAAAAAAACACACCAAAAUGCCAUAGUGGAGGAACAGUUGCCUUUAGGAGGAAAGACUGGAAUUUAGAUGAGUAUUGCAUUAAGAAGAUUUUUUUUUUCUAAUUUCUUUUUAUAGCUUUGCUUUGUCGUUUAAUGCAGUGGUCUGUAUUUCUGUGUUUUCAAUUUUCUUUUUGCCUUAUUAGAACAUGCAAUCAAAUUGCAAUAUGAUAUUUGCAAGUUGUACAAUAUUCGGUUAGGGAAACUCAGAGCCUGACAUGGUUUGGAGCAAAGCCCAUCCUCAGGGUGAAACGGAAACACGGAGCGAGAGCGUAGUCUGGUUUUAUUGCUCACAGGGUAUUCAAGCUUUGUGCACAUUAGGAAUAUGCGGAGCCCCGGAGACAGGCUUUGCAUGCCAGAGUAACAUUUAACGUUGUUUUUCUUAGUGCCACUCCCCAUUUAAAAUUCCCCUCUUCUGUCGCAAGUACAGCUGCAGUUCUCUGUCUGAAAUUUACCUUUAGGUGAACUCACUUUAACUCACUUUAUACCAGCACAGUAAGAGAAGAAUGUUAUUGUAAUUCAACUUUUUGUACUUCUUGCAUCCAUUAUUUAUUUAGGAAGAAAGCACCACGACGUGUUUGCAUGACAAGCCAAUAUCGAUCGACCUGCUUCUUACCAAGGGCCUGAGAAUGGCAGUGCUUUAUUUUGUGCGAGUGUUACUGUUGUUGUUCACACCGAAAAGUAACUUUAGAUCCCACCCCAGUGCUGUAACAGUGAGUGAUAACGGAUGGAUGACUACACUGCCUUUAGGUUCGUAUGUCUUUCUCUUUUAACUUUGUUUCAAGUGCUUCAGGUUCAGUGACCUUUGACCCCUUGUGUAAAUACAAAGACUGUACAUAAACUGAUGUAUAUAAGCUGAGAGGAAAACUAUAUGUAAAAUGCAUAUCUUGAAUAUAUAAUAAUGAUAUAUGUGCUGAUAUUUAUUGUGUAGAAAAUGUAAUGAUUAAAAAUUUGAUGUUAUUUUUGUCCCAACACACAAUGAACAGGUUUACUGUAGAGUCCUAAUUUUUUCACUUUAACACCAGGUAACUAUGAUGCUGCAGCAGAAAUGCAGAAUGUUUUUUUCUGCUUAAAGAAAAAAAAAUCAAUCGUGGUCUUUCUAAUUCUUCCUCCUAAGCUUUGACUUCAGGCAUGCUAAAGGACGAAGGAGUUGCACACAGAUGCCAUCUUCUCUUCUGUUUUUGUUCGAGUAAAUGAUUUGUUUGCACGGGCCAUUUAAUGAAUUCAUAAUGAGGACACAUUUAUCCCCUAAACUGCUGUUGUUAGUAGUAAAAUCGGCACACGUUCAAACUUGAAAUAAUUGCCCUUUUCUGUUAUUUUUAGACAAUUAAUGAUACAAAUGUAUCUUGUAACAGAUGCUGCAGUGGUAGUAUUAUUCCCUUCAAAGAUUCCAAGGACAAUAACUUUGCCAGUUAAAGUGCAAUUACAGUGUUUACUCAUCCACGAGAGUCCAAAAAGUGGUCAAAGUCACCCUUCCCAAACCUGCAGAAAUAAGCCAUUAAUUUCAUUUGAAAGCCUUUUUGAUUAUUAUAAUUAUUAUUUUAUGUGUGAAUUAAUCUCUGCCAAAAUAAUUUCUAGAUUAUUCUCUCUCCAGAAGUAAUCUAUUGUAUGCCUCAGUGUGUGUUCUCAAUGGACUUUGUUUAUGAAGAUUUUAGUGAUGUUGAUUAUAUUGAUAGUUGUGGUAAUUGUAUGACAAUUGCAAGUGCCCUCAUGCCGGUUGUUAUUUUGGAACUAUAGACAUAAUUAAUGUGUGCUAGACGAAUUGAUUUUCUGUGCUGGAUCCAUACAUUUAUACAAGGAGGCAGGUUUGUUUCUGAAUGUGAC